This is a messenger RNA of Peronospora matthiolae, 459 nucleotides long. The record is from the annotation of a GenBank genome assembly. Lineage: Eukaryota; Oomycota; Peronosporomycetes; Peronosporales; Peronosporaceae.
AUGCGUUGGUCGCUGGCUGCGUGGAGCGAGAUUUCCAGUGCCACAAUCGCCAACUGCUUCCGUCAUACGGGACUCAUGGACGGUCCGGCUCUGCCGACUAGUGGGGGUGAAAACGAAGCCGGCACUGUUGGCCAGCUCCCGCUCCGCAAUCCCAUGUCGAUCGCUUCUCUUCUCAAUCCGGCUGAGGAGGAGGAGACGGCGCAUGCGGAGCUGACCGAUGCCGAAAUCAUCAAGCUUGUUGAGGAUCCGUAUGGGGAGGAGGAAGGUGCUGCUGAGGCGGAGGAGGAGGUGGAAAAGCAUUCGAAGGCUGAAAAGCUUGCCAGCCUUAGUCUAUCCAUCGCCCUUCUCGACCUUUCUCAGGAGUCCCAUCGUAUAGCUCACCGGACCCUUCGCCAAGUCCAAGCUGAUCUCCGUAGUGCGAGCACCACUCAGGCCACACUUGAUUCCUGGCUGAAGUAG